AAUCCCGGCUGGCAACAAAGAGUAGCGAGCACCCAAAGCAAAAUCGUAAGCUCCGUUGAUUUGAGGGUGUCUUGCGUUUGGCCGAGUGCUAGGUGUGUAGGCGGCUUUUAGGAUCGCAGCUUCCAAAUACACCGAAAAAAGAAGAGGAGCGUGAAACCCGCGCCUCGGCGUUCUGGCUGGGCGGCUUGUUGCGACCGCAAGUGGCCUGGCACCACAUGCGACAAUCGGGAGCCUCGGCUAACGACGACAAAGGCGCUGAUGAACGUCGCGGUGGACGGACCAUGCGAGAGCUUCGAACCUCGUCCAAAGGUGCAUGCCUCGCGUCGGCGGUGCCGUUCGCCGGACAGUAGUGGUGUGUGUGCCGAGCGGCUAUGAGUGCCCCAGGGGCUUCGGGAGAACCACGCAUCUUCGUUGUUUACAGUGCACACUCGCGUAGCAGACGAAGGGACGACGAAGACGACUGACAGGAACCGGACGACUGCGACAGAAGGGGCAGAGCAGUGUCUUUCCCCGAAACCUCUCUCGAAGAUGGAGAACAUACCAGAUCCAGAGAGGCUCCGGAGGCUCCAGGAGCUGGAGAGAAAUCUCCUGGACCACACGUCGGAGAUCCACGUCGAUGGCCUCCUGGAUGCUAUCCAGGCUCUGGUAAUGGACUGCAACAGUCCAGCUCUCCGGAGGAUGAAGAACAUUGACAGCUUCCUCAAUCGAUAUGAGAAGGCGGUAUCCAACAUAUCGUCGUGCCGAAUGAAGCCGGAUGACUUCAAGGUAAUCAAGACCAUUGGCAGGGGUGCUUUCGGAGAAGUCCAGCUGGUGCGCCACAAAUGGACCAAGCGGGUGUACGCCAUGAAGCUGCUGAGCAAGUUCGAGAUGAUGAAGCGCUCGGAUUCGGCCUUCUUCUGGGAGGAACGCUUCAUCAUGGCGCACGCCCGCUCCCAGUGGAUCGUCCAGCUGCACCAGGCCUUCCAGGACGACCGGCGUCUCUACAUGGUCAUGGACUACAUGCCUGGCGGGGACCUGGUCAACCUGAUGAGCAACUAUGACGUGCCCGAGCACUGGGCCCGCUUUUACUGUGCGCAGGUGGUGCUCGCGGUGGACACCGUCCACUCGAUGGGAUUUGUGCACAGAGACGUGAAGCCUGACAACAUGCUCCUCGACGCAAGGGGCCACCUCAAGCUGGCCGACUUUGGAACUUGCAUGCGCAUGGAUGCUGAUGGUCUGGUGCGGUCAGACACGGCAGUGGGCACCCCUGACUACAUCUCACCCGAGGUGCUCAAGAGCCAGGGUGGCGAGGGUUGCUAUGGCCGCGAGUGUGACUGGUGGUCAGUGGGCGUGUUCCUGUAUGAAAUGCUCGUUGGGGACACGCCGUUCUACGCCGACUCGCUGGUCGGCACCUACGGCAAGAUCAUGGACCAUGCCAACUCGCUGGCGUUUCCGGAGGACGUCGAGGUCUCCCCGCACGCCAGGCUCCUCAUCUGCUCCUUCCUCACUGACCGGAAUUACCGGCUGGGCAGGAAAGGUGUGGAGGAGAUCAAGGCACACCCUUUCUUUCAGAAUGACCAGUGGACGUUCGACAACAUUCGUGACGCCGUGCCACCUGUGCUGCCCGAGCUGAGUGGGGACGACGAUACGAGCAACUUCGACGACGUGGACCAGGACGAGACGCCCGAAGAGCACUUCCCCGAGCCCAAGGCCUUCGCAGGCAACCACUUGCCCUUCGUCGGAUUCACCUACUCGGGGGACUACGCGCUGCUCUCGACGGCGCGCCUUCACGGUGUUGACGGCUUCAACGAGGGAAACGGGCCGUCACCGGAUGUCCUUCAGGAGGAGAUUACACACCUCCGCGAGGCCAAAGAGGAAGCAGAGCAGAAAUACAGGCACACGCUGAAACAACUGGAGACUGUGUCAGCACAGAACGAGCAGGCUACUCUCCUGGUCUCCGAGAACCGAGAGCUCAACAAAAAGAUGACGCUACUCUCGCAUGAAAUCAAAGAGAGCCAGCGAAAGUACGAGACGGAGUGCGAACACCGGCGCAAGGCAGAGAUCAAGCUGCAGGAACUGUGGUCCAAGCUGGAGUGUGAACAACAGUCUCGGUCUCAGCUGGCCUCGGCGUCUCAAGUGGCAUCAGAGAAGGCGUCUGCGCUCGAGAAGCAGCUGUGGGAGCUGAAUGACAAGCUGAAGCAGGAGGCCGACGCAGCGCUGAAGCUGAAAAAGGCCAACGCGGAGCUCGCGUUGACUGCGGCAACGCGGGAGCGCACCUGCCAGGAGCUGCAGGAGACUGUAGGUGCCCUGCGCGGCCAGGUGGGCUCCCAGGAGCGGGACCUCUCCAACAUGCAGAUACAACUCGAUCAGGAGAAGGCAGCCUGGUCGUCUCGCACCCAAGAGCUUGAGAGCCGGCGGCAGGCGCUCCAGUUGGAGCUGGAGCGGGUGCGAGAGAGGGAAGCCCACGCGCUUGAAGAAGCCCACCGGUUCUCGGCGCGCGUCCUCGAGCAGGAGAAGCAGCGUGCCGUGCUCGAGCUGGAGUUGCGCAACGCCCAGAACCGCCUGGACCGACAGGCCUGCCCCGACAAGAGGCCCGGCGGCGGAGGCACCGCGGACGACGAGAACAGUGCGGAGGCCCUCACGGCCCAACUAGCCGAGGAGCGGCAAGCGCGCCAGCAGGCCGAGGCCACCGUUCAAGACCGCGAGCGGCAGAUGUCCAUGCUUACCGUGGAUUAUCGACAGUUGCAGACACAGCUGCAGCGGCUGCAAGGUGAGCAUCGGCAAGAGGCGGACAAGGCCCAGGCGCUACAGGCGCAGCUGGAUGAGGAGGCCCGCCGACGUGCGCAGCUGAGCCAGCAGGCAGCCCAGCAGGCCCAGGAGGUGGCCCGGCUGGCUCUGCGCGACCGGCAGGCGCAGACUGCCCUGGCCGAAGCCCGCCAAGCACAACAGGCAGCCCAGGAGGAGCUGGCCAGGAUGCAGACGGCGAAAACCGUGGGCGAGCUGCAGAUGAAGGAACUCCAAGACCAGCUUGAGGCUGAACAGUACUUCUCGACGCUGUACAAGACGCAAGUCCACGAGCUGAAGGAAGAACUGGACGAGCGAAACAAGGCAUUCCAGGAGCUGGAGGAACGGCGCCAGGUGCUCAGUCGAGAGCUCGAGAUGGCCACGGUGCGCGCAGACUCCCUGGAGCUCCACCGGUCCGUCCUCGAGGACACUGCUGCGGGACUGGAGAAAGACAGGGCGGUACGCGAGUUGGAUCUGGAGCAGCUGCAGAAGCAGCUGAACACCGAGCGAUCCAUGCACGAGGCAGCCCUGGCCAAGGAGCGGCAGGAGCGACAGGCCGAGGAGACGCGCCACGAGCAGCUGCAGAAGCAGCUCGCCCAAGAGCGCAUGCUCAAGCUGCAGGCCGUCAACAAGCUGGCCGAGAUCAUGAACCGCAAGGACAUCGCAGGCGGUGGCAAGGGGCGUGCAGCCGGAGACCUGCGGCGGCGGGACCGCGAGGUGCGUAAGCUGCAGCAGGAGCUCACCCAGGAGCGGGAGAAGUACGCGCAGAUGGUCAGCCGCCUCCAGAAGGAGCUUGCCGAACUGCAGGCAAGCGCUCACGAGGAGGGCCAGGCACGCAUCAAGCUUCAGAUGGAGCUGGACUCCAAAGACUCAGAGAUGGAGGUCCUUCGGCGAGUGGCGUCCGCUGCGGCCCUGACGUCUCCGGAUGCCCUGUUGCCCGUGACGAACUCCGGCGGAGGCGGAGCUCGGGACGGCGACCCCCAGCGCCUCGAGGGCUGGCUCUCGGUGCCUCACAAACAGAACAUCCGGCGGCACGGUUGGCGACGGCAGUACGUGGUGGUGAGCUCGCGCAAGAUUCUCUUCUAUAACAGCGAGCAGGACCGGGCGAACGCGGACCCUGCCCUUGUCCUCGACCUGAGCAAGCUGUUCCACGUGCGCUCCGUCACCCAGGGCGACGUCAUCCGCGCGGAUGCCAAGGACAUCCCCCGCAUUUUUCAAGUCCUGUACGCAGGUGAAGGCGAGAGCAGAAAGCCUGGAGACAGCACCGAUCCACCACAGCUCAAAGAUCUGAGCACACUGGAGCACAAAGGCCACGACCUAGUCCCGAUCUCGUUCCACAUGCCGACCACCUGUGAGCUGUGCCCCAAGCCGCUGUGGCACAUGUUCAAGCCGCCACCGGCCCUCGAGUGCCGCCGCUGCCGCCUGAAGCUGCACCGGGACCACGUCGACAUGCUGGCACCCUGCAAGGUGGACCCGACCUCGGCCAAGGAGCUGCUGCUCCUCGCUUCGACGACGGACGAGCAGCGACGGUGGGUCGCCCAGCUGCGCAUCCGCGUCGACGCCUGCGGCUACGCAGCUUCCUCUGCCGCUGCCGCGGCUGGCUCUCCCGGGGCCAUUCGCCUGCGCAAGUUCCCCUCGACGGCGUCCUCCAGCUCCAACACGUCGGCGUCGUCGGUGUCCGGGCCCGGCGGCAAGGCAGCGACGCUGCCGAGCCGCAAGUGCUAGUCUUGUCCUCUUUCUCGCGCGUCCUUUCGUGGACUCUUUUGAGCAUUCUCAUGCAAUCCCAGGGGCAAGGUUGGUGUGCCAGUACCACUUUACCCGCCUGCGCUGGAUGCAGCCUGGGUUAGCACUUUUCAGCCGUCGAUGGAGCAGGUCCUUCCAGACUCGCACGCUUGUGCUUGUACGAACAAUGCAUGCCCUUGGGUGACUCACUAACACAUUGCGCUAGCGCUUUUUCUCUUUCUUUUGUUUCUUAAUGCUACGGGUGCAGCUCCUGCUGUCAUGCUGCACACUCGGAGCAUGGCGGUCAGGCAGGAGUCCAUGGCCUAGUACUCGAAGACACCACAAGGCACUAGGCAAGUGCAUUCAAUGCGGACGGCUCGUAGAGGUUUCAGAAUUGGCACUUCGUGACAGUUGUCCCAUCUGCCGGAUGAGCAGUGAUUGCUGUCUGUAUCAAAAGUUCAAUUGCUGCUGCAAUAGUCGAUGAGCCUCAUCGUGUCUGCUCAGUAAAGUCGAUGCCACCUGCUUUCAGCUCCGUUGUUUCUUUAGAAUCAUUCCUGCUGGUUCUGCAUGUGCUGAAUGGUGAAGCUGUUGCUUUUUAACAUUUGACAGGAGCUUUCUUGCUCCGAACUUUGGCUGCCCCAAUCAUUUUAAUGCCUAAUGCCUCUUCCGCUACACUAGCCAGAAGUUCCUUCUUGCUCUCAAAUGUCAUAAAAGCCAGUGAUGCAUAUUCAUCGUUGUGAACGUGCCUACUUUGAGUUUGCUCCGAUUGGAUGCAGCAGGUUUUGCUACUGGCGUACUUCCUUCUGAAAUGUUUAUUGUAAGCGCAUGAGUGCACUCUGCACUUCGGCAUUUGCCAGGCCUCCACUUGCUCAUACACAACAGCACAUGCGCUGCGAAACUAGCGUCGGAGGGAGGGCUUCGUUUCAACCAACUGUACAAAGAAACAGACGAUCACAUCACGGAAGUAUGCAGAAGAUGCUGUAAGAUGGCCCGUUCAUUGCAGGCUCGACUGAGCGUAAACUCCAAGUGCCUUAUGGUGGAAGACAGAGCCGAGUGGCCGAGUCGCCCACUUUUGCAUUACGACACGGCGACGGAAGUUCCGGAAGAGUUGUGUAACCCUGAUUGGUGCCAUGUGGGUAUUCAUUUGUGCGUAGAUGGGAGAACUUUUCGACAAUGAACUGACUCGUUUGCAUGCACUGUGUGUUUUGUACGCUGCUGAAUCGUGGUGCUUCGUUCUGUCGAACUGUGUACGUCGAUGUCUGCCAUUUGCUCUGCCGAUAGUGCUACAGUGGCUAGCAGUGUCAGGGUUAGUUUAACAAGUGUUAGGCACGAGCGCAUAAUAUAAGUUGCAGCGCGAAAUAUGCAAACGUGCAGCCCUGGUUACCUACAGCGGUGCGUUGCAGUGGUGCUUUCAGUGUAACGCUGUUUUGAGCAAUGUGGAGGAUCUGCAGUGCAGACCCCGAGCUGUCGUUCUGUGUCCAAUUUUACCGCGGACUGCAUUUGGAGGAGCAGGGUCAGAUUCACAUGACCGCAUUUACACAUUUGCUGCUGCCAGUGUGUCAGAGUAUGAAUAGAGCAUGAAGAAAGAAAGUUAAAACCCACCUCACUACCGGCUCUCUGUGUAACAGCUGCACCAUAGUAAUUCAUGCAGCUUUAGUUUCAACUUGCAACAUCGUUCCUAACGUCCACAAACGUGUCCGCCACCUCCAUUUUUUUAAUCUGUAACAACUGGUCGCAGUGACAUUCACGCUAACCCUUAGGAGUAUGCCAUGGCUUAUAACGAGCUCGAAGUGGUUUUUGUGCCGAUUAUCCUCGGUGAAAUUUUUCACCGUUGUUAACGGCUUUGGCUUUCUUCAAAGCAUCAUCAACAUUUAACUUGUUGUAGCGUCAUUCAGUGGAUCGAGCUAUGUUGAAGCAGUGUUUUCGGUGUCGCUGCAGUUUUUAAAAUGUGUGCUCAAGAUUGUUAAAUUUUUCUUAGUGCCAUGGUGGCAACUAGUCGUUGCGGCAUCGGAUAUUUAUGACGCUCACGUUGCAGUCUUCAUUUUGUUUGGUCAGACAGUUCUGUAGUUUUUGUUUCUUUCUAGGGGUGUGUGAAUAGUGAAUUUUAGAACCGAAUCAAGUUGAAUAGUUUUCAAAUGGUAAGGCAGCCAUCUUCAACACAGGCCUAGAAUUCCACAGUUUGUUUUAAACAAAUAUUCGCAAACUUUAACAAAGUAACAUUACCGUUACUUUUAACCGGCACGAGAUACGACAAUUAUGUAAACUGAAGUAAGCUCGUAUACAGCAGCGACUAGAGCCUUUGAGGUAUUUUGUACUUCAGUAUUCAAGGUGGUACUUCGUCAUCAGCAUUUAAAUAAAACUGAGACCUAAAAUUAAGCAAUGGUUCAAAAUCAUCACUAAUCUCAUGAUGACAAUAGUAGAUUGAGGGCACACUUGCUUCGUCAACACUAGAGUUUCAAGCAAAAAUGCCUUCAUCCGGUAAUCAAUAUAGCUCUGAUUAUCCUGUGAAAGCUUAAACUAUGUGCAUCUUGGCCAUUCAAUAAUUAAAGCAACGAAAACUAUUCCUCGCUCUUCCAAUAUUUUCGUUCCUUUGGGGUUUUCACAUCUGUGCUGAUUAUUCGAAAAGUAUUCGAAGAAUAUCCGGUACUUUGAAUAUGCAUUAUUCGAUUCGAGUGCCGAAUUGAAUAGAACACUAUAUGAUCUGUUAUUCAAAAGCUUGGAAUAUUCGCACAACCCUAUUUCAGUCUCAACAUUUUAUUUUUUAAAUGAAAGGCGUGGGCAGUACUUGGCGGAAAAAUAUCCCUUUCCACUUGGCUAUGCUCCUGUCCUAGUUGUAAGCCUAAACUGCUUGUGAGUUUUGUGUACAUUCCUGCAUAUGGAAGGCCUCAGACGAUUGCUGAUAUGUGCUUUUUUAUUUAGUACCUUGAGCCACCGGGACGAAUGAAGCCGUCGUGGUGAAUUGCCAUUGCGGUGGUGCUCUGAGUCUUUUCCAGCUGCUGCAUUACAAACCUUGAGAGUGUGCAUCCCUGUAGCAACGGUUAGGACCAACAGCCAAUUUUUAAUGACCGUCUUUCUGUUUUCUGGCUCGACGAAACGCCUGAUAAGGAAAGCGUCUGUAGCAGGUAAUCUGGAAGUGUACGUUUUUGUGAUACCUCGAAGUAAGCAUGCUAAUUCCAGCACUGCUGUUAAUUGAGCGCGAUGUCAGUUGACGCACAACAGCUUCGGAAGCGCCUCUAAAGUCGUUUUCGUCAAACAGUGCAGUUGGAGCUUUAUUGAGUCAGUAAAGCAAGGGAAACUAGGGUUCGGUAAGUUAUGCGAUAGAAUACCAUCACUUUUUUCUAUCUGGCCAGAUAUUCCCGUGUAUAUGAGUGCUAUGUAUUGGCCUGACUUGGAAUAAGUGCUCACUUGUUAACAGAAAAUAUCUGUAGUUAAAAUGAAAGUGGCAUUUGCAGGCAAAAAGCUUUAAUCAUAGGGAUAUAUUUUUUGAUGAAGAUUAGGGUUGAGAUCGUACAAGCAUUUUGCUUCCGGUGCGUUUGCUUCACCUUCUACAUUACGGAAUAGGCGACGUUUCCUUCACCCUCCUGUCUUAUCAUGUGCCAGUAAAUCACAAGAGCCCAAGCGAACGUUCGGAGAGCGAAAUUAUUGCUCUGCCUUGCCCCAGAGUGCAUAUGAUUACAAGUGUUAUGAGCAUACGGAGUCAAAGUCAUGUGGCACCAGUCUUAGAAUUUCCCGCAAAUUUCUGUGCCAAUAUGAAAAUUAAUGUUACCAUGUAAAUUCAGACGUGCAUCCAUUAGUGUGGGACACUGGCCUUAUCGUCUGUGCCGUAAAGUCUUUGCAUGUUUCGUAAAGUUGUCGGUCUCGUCUAAGAUUUACGUGUCAUGCUGCGAGCUAUGUCUGUACGAAAGUACAGUGCCGGAGCCGACACUUGCGGUAGUCUACGUGUUUGCCGAGUUUACUAUUAAUGUUAAAUGCGUAGCUGCAGUAGUAUGAACGUGGUCCUCAAGUUGUAAGUAAAGCGCGGAAGCCGCUGUCUACCUUUUGCCCAUUCCUGUCUGCAAGAAUUCCCCCAAACGUUGCAGUGUCAGUAGAUAUCGCAUUGUACAACUGUAUCGCUGGCGGUGUUAUCGUUGUCACUUCUCUUGCUAGUUCUAAGCGAUGUUUGAAGGCAUUAUACUGUGUACUCAUAGUUCAGCUGCGAAUGCCAGCCACUUGUACUAUAUUCAUUGCAGCAUGAUUUUUUUUUUUUAGGAAUACUGCAUGGUGCUUUUGUCUCUUCUGCGAAGAGAGCUAGAUAUUUUUUUUCUAAUACGCUUUUACUUUGCUGCGAUUGCUCAUUAGCGUGGGCACCAGUUUCAGACGUAACUGUGUUGCGGUGUGCCUGUAAAUGCCCUGUUGUAUUGUGUACAGUGUUGUUUACGCGUUGAGGUUUGUAAAUUUGCGUCGCCAUUCCCAGCUCUCCGCUCUAAUAGCUUGCUCCUCCUGCGUGUAUCCAUAUAAUUGCUGGACGGGAAGGGUGGUUAAAUGCAACUGUGGUCUAUCUUACUGGUCAAACAUUUGAGAGGCGCAAGGCAGCGUUAGCAUCAUCGUAAUUGUUGAGUUUAGGGAAAAGAUGUCUUGAUGUGCCAUUACGCAUUCUUACGGUCUACCCUUCCUGUUGAACCAAUUUGGUCUGUAAUUGAUGGCACUAAUGGUGCGACUGAUAUUUAUUACCGUUGUGCCGUCAUCGCAGAAGUUUUUAAGGCUUGUAAGUUCCGACCAGACUGCGGUGUUGGAAUGUCUACCAUUUAACAACUGGUUUGGAGGCUCUCGUUUUACACUUCUCACAUACACUCGUGCAUUACUAUUCAAUUGGCCCUGCUAAACAGUCCUAUAUUGCCCGGGAGAGGUGAUUAGUGCUAUUUUCGAGGUUUUCGGGUAGCUGAAGGUGUUUUGCGCUACAGUAAAAUAGGUGACCAGGAAACAAAUGGUUUACGCAUACAUGGCUGUUGCCAUCAUUUGAGACAGAGCAUUAUGCACUGCCAUUACAACCUAUGGUUGGCACAGCAGAUAAGGACGAAGGAAGAAGACAGCGCAAACUACCUGCUUGGAAAUGAAAAAGAACAUUAUCGCAAACAGUGAAGUUAGGAGUUAUUGCCGAGACUGAUUUGUGGCGUGCAUUUCACUCCGCACUGGUCGAUGGCGCAUGAGGCAUUCCAAGGCGAUUUCAAUUUGGCUCAUAUACUGGUGGUGCUAUUUGCAUGCAUAAUUUGUGCAUUUUCUUUGGAUAAAAUUUUAGAUUCGAGAAAGCCCUUGCAGUGUCUUCUUCCUUCAUCCUCAUCUGGCACAAUAGCGUAGACCUACACAAUGGAUCCUCGACAACUAGUCCAAAACCUCAUUAAUAGCACGUCAAGUGGUUAUUGGCCCCAGGCAUCUUGCAAGGUGUGGUUAGAGUGCUUCCAUUGUGUUCUGUGACGCUUGGCUUGAAGUCACGGAAAGGUAAUGAGCUCACAUGUUCUAUAGACCAUUUCUUUACGCUUCAGCCAUGGCUUUUAUUCACUAGUGAGAGGCAGCGCAACACUGUUUGGCCGACACAUAUUUCCUGAGCGUUUGCUUCCGACAUCAUCGGUUUACUAGAAAGGGCACGAGAAAUUGUGUAUGUGUACACAGAAGGUUAGCAGAUCAGUUAAAACCAAGUGCAGAUGGUCGACUAGUUGUUUAAGAGGGACUGACCGCUGUUGCUGGGUGAUAAGAUUUUAUGCACUCUUGACCACUCACAGCAACUUCGGAGUGGCUGCCCCAUGAGUGCUUAGCAAUCGCGCUGCUGCCGAUAAUGCUCGUGCGCUUUAAAUGUGAGACACAAGUAAGCAAUGGGUGCUUGCACCUGCGAGAUGUGUUAGUACAAAUGCAGAGUUUACAAUCGUUAAACCCUUUAGCUAUUUGCUACUAAACUAAUGAGGACGAAUGUGAGCCAUCCGCAGGGACUGUCGCAGGCAUUGAUUAUGAAACUUUUCACCCUUCGGCAGUGACCCCGCUGGAAAGUCGGCCUUGGCAAACUCACAAAUUUCAAGACGCGCAGAAAACUUUUUUUGCGUUACGAGUGCACUUCUAGACAGUUGAAAAAGAUGCUCACGAGUUGCAAAAUGCAAAUGCGCCCAGGCUUUUAGAAACAAGGGGGAGGAGAUAAUGUCAGGGUUAUCAUAACACUUAUUCUGUGGAUUCUUAUCUCUAUUACAAUGUGUCUUCCCACGCGAUGUCUCGGAACGUACCCAGCUCAUUCUGCAUUUGAGGUGCCGUCGUGCCAACGUGCCGCCAUUUGUCUCCGAGAUGUACAUAACCCGUGCCAUUGUGUCCGCUUCAAGGAUAGUGGGGAGAAACUGGCUCAGACUUCUUCGUGCGUCGUUGCGUCCUCCUCCAAGGCCAAUCGUGACCGUGUCUGCUCAAUCAUGCGACCGUCGUGCAUAACCGUGUGUGACCUUGCUCAAAAGCCCCACCAGGCUAACCUUUGCUGCGUGCCUUGUUUUUCCCAGAGGAACAGUUGUCUGUUAGCGAACAGUACGUAGUACGCUGUAAAAAAUUUUGCAUCUCUCGGGGCUUACUUUUGUCGCGCUAUAGUUAUCAUCGUACGCAGGCCGCUGUGCGAGUUCGCACAUUUACACAGGAGAACAAAGCAUCGAACGAUGACGUUUAUUGAUCACCUACGAUUAUCAUUGACUGGUAGUUCGUUCAAAGGAAAGUGAUGAUUAUUGUGCGGCAACAACGCUCCACGAGAGGUAGUAAAACCUUUGUGAGCCCACCUUGAAUUCCUGAGUGGCUGGCCCUGUUAAAUAAAUAAAAAAAAAGCAGUCCAACCCUCUGCUUAACACUUUACUAGUGAUUGUAUUGUUUUUAAAUUGUACUAUGUGUAGAAAUGGUUCUUGUAUCCACUGUUUACCGAUGUUGAAAUCAUUACAAUCUCGCGGCGGGUGGUGCUACUGGUUUUAUGGACACUGUCCGAAAUGCUCUUUGUGAAGCUCUAAAUACAACUUCUUACAGAGCUAGCAGGAAAGCGUAUGCACCAUGUUCGUUUAUGACUCCCAGAAUAUUCAAAGCUCACUCUAUGACGAAACCUCUUGCCGAGUUAUAAGGAGGUUCGUUUUGUGUACAUAGCUGCAGUGCAUUCGAGCUUAUGGUUGUUUAUAUUGUAAUGUUUGUUGUUUCAUAUCCCCUUGCGCUCUUCCUGAGACUUAAGAUAUUAAGGAUGCAAUGAUCGAUGAAAACCUGACGCCCAUUGUUGCCUUUACAAAGACGUGUUGAUGUCAAACUCGCGCAAGCUUGCAAGAACCUGUUGAUUCUUCUUUUUCCCUUACAGUUUGUUUGAGCUUGUUGUGUCACACAUGCCUACACUGUCCAUCGAUGGUCAUGUAGUGAGUGCUUUCGUUCAGCUAAUGAACAAAAUGUUUCUUUUGAUACUGAAUAUUUUGAUGGGUCUAUUGCUCGGCCAAGCCUGCCAAAAGGCGUAGGACCACAUUUUGUCACAGUUCAUUUCGUUCUCCAUGUCUUAUAAUCCACCAUGCCGAGUAGCCAACAACAUCACCUCGGUGGUGUGGUCCCCGAGCAAAUAACGAAAAGCUAGAAGGAUGGGAAACGAAAUGAACUGCUGCAAAGUAUGGCCUCUAGUUUCCAGCUAAUGUCUAGGCCUAGUGGGCCUUGGACUUUCUGGGUUUCUUUAUUGUUAUUUGCAGCUUUCACUGCAGCAUCUCUCGCUAUGCUUGUUUCGAUCUCCUUUGUGAGUCCCUUGUGCCGAGAUAUGCCGCUUUUUCAGCAUAUCCGUUUUCUUUGUAGAACUUCAGUACUGUGUGUACCUUCUUCCUAUCGACAUGCCGAGCUGAAAACUGUUUCAUUCCUCCUGGCUGGUACCAUGUUGUUUAGGCUCAUAUGAACGUUUAAAUAAAACCUUUUUUGGGUCUAC
Molecule: messenger RNA, 12412 nt
Organism: Rhipicephalus sanguineus (brown dog tick)
Lineage: Eukaryota; Metazoa; Arthropoda; Arachnida; Ixodida; Ixodidae
Product: rho-associated protein kinase 1
Exons: 22
Coding region: 529-4488 (1319 amino acids)
Biological process (GO): embryonic morphogenesis; regulation of cell junction assembly; peptidyl-threonine phosphorylation
Cellular component (GO): cytoplasm; cytoskeleton
Molecular function (GO): small GTPase binding; ATP binding; Rho-dependent protein serine/threonine kinase activity
Source: RefSeq, a predicted model, not a curated record